AAGGCGGGGCUUCGCCGCGCUCGUCUGCUGUGCGGAGAAUCAGACAGCUCGCUCACUAGAAGGAAGUACAUCUGAAGUGCUGCUGUAUUUAUUUUGAUGCACAUGAGCAUUCAUCUCUUCGGAAUAAAAUAACGUAAUCCCCGACAUAAGCACAGAGGGGAUUCGCCCGGUUGUAUGCAUCUCCCCGGUAACAUCUGUAGCGGUAGCGGCUGUUUUCACCGGAGCAGCGUGGGUUAAGGUGGGCCUUGCCCGGAUAUCUGUCUGACAAGCGAACCAAAACCGAUCCGGUACCCGCCUCAAGAUAACCAGCGCACUUAGUCCUCCAGAGACCACACUUGGAGCCCGUUUGGACUAUCACACACACACACACUAGCCAGAUGGCGGAUAAGCUGAGCGAAGCCCUGAAGACGCUGAAGCUCUCGUCGGCAGACAGCACUUCAGACAGUGUCGAGGGCUGCUUGGACUGCCUGCUCAAAGCUUUGGCCCACAAUAAUGUUGAGACCAGUGGAAAGAUCCAGGAGAUGGGGGUUCUUGCCAUGAUGCCUGCUCUUCUGUCUGCGCAGAACUCAUGUACACCAAAAGUAGCCAACAUCAUUGCAGAGGUGGCCAAAAAUGAAUUCAUGAGGAGCCCGUGUGUGGAAGCAGGACUCAUUCCUCCUCUGGUUCAGCUGCUAAACUGUAAGGACCAGGAAAUACUGCUCCAGACGGGACGAGCCCUCGGCAACAUCUGCUACGACAGCCAUGAGGGCAGAAGUGCAGUUGAUGCAGCGGGUGGUGCUCAGAUAGUUGCCGAGCACAUUAAGUCUCUGGCCGAAAGCACUGACCCGGCCACCGGGAAGCUCUUGACUGUCUUUUGUGGCAUGCUGAUGAACUAUAGCAAUGAUAAUGACUCGUUGCAGGCUCAGCUGAUCAGCAUGGGUGUGAUCCCGACACUGGUCAGACUGCUGGGAGUUCAUUCUCAAAACACUGCGCUCACCGAGAUGUGCCUCAUUGCCUUUGGCAACCUGGCAGAGCUUGAGUCCAGCAAGGAGCAGUUCGCCUCUACGAAUAUUGCGGAGGAGCUGGUUCGACUCUUCAGUAAGCAGGUGGAGCAUGAGAAGAAGGAGAUGAUCUUCGAGGUGUUGGCACCACUCGCUGAGAACGAUGUGAUCAAGCUUCAGCUGGUGGAUGCUGGUCUGGUGGAGUGUCUGCUGGAGGUCGUGGCUCAGACGGUGGACAGUGACAGGGAGGAGGACGUGGCUCAGCUCAAGACGGCCUCAGACCUCAUGGUCCUUCUGCUGUUGGGAGAUGAGUCGAUGCAGAAGCUGUUUGAGGGGGGUAAAGGCAGCGUGUUUCAAAGGGUCCUUUCAUGGGUGCCCUCCAACAACCACCAGCUCCAGCUAGCAGGAGCGCUCGCCAUCGCUAACUUUGCCCGCAAUGAUGGGAACUGCAUCCACAUGGUAGACACUGGUAUCGUACAGAAGCUUCUCGAGCUGUUAGACAGACAUGUUGAAGAGGGGAACGUGACGGUGCAGCAUGCCGCCCUCAGUGCUCUGAGGAACCUCGCCAUCCCAGUGGUCAACAAAUCUAAGAUGCUCUUGGCUGGUGUAUCGGAUGUAGUGCUGAAGUUCCUCAAAUCUGAGAUGCCUCCAGUCCAGUUUAAGCUUCUGGGAACAUUACGGAUGCUCAUCGACACACAGGCUGACGCAGCAGAGCAGCUGGGGACAAAAACAAAGCUGGUGGAGCGUUUGGUGGAGUGGUGUGAAGCGAAAGACCAUGCCGGAGUGAUGGGAGAGUCCAACCGCCUGCUGUCUGCUCUCAUCCGACACAGCAAGUCAAAGAACGUGGUCCGAACAGUUAUACAAGGUGGAGGUGUUAAGCACUUGGUAACCAUGGCGACGAGUGAACACAUGAUCAUGCAGAAUGAAGCGCUGGUGGCCUUGGGACUCAUAGCGGCACUAGACCUGGAUUGCGCAGAGAAGGACUUUGUCAGUGCUAAUCUGGUGCAGGUUCUACACAAACUCCUGACAGAUGAUCACAGUGCACCGGAGAUCAAAUACAACUCCAUGAUUCUCAUCUGCUCCAUCAUGGGAUCAGAGCCGCUGCAUAAAGAAGUGCAGAGCUUGGCCUUCAUCGACGUGGUUUCCAGGCUGCGCUCACAUGAGAACAAGACGGUGGCGCACCAGGCCUCUCUCACAGAGCAAAGGUUAACGGCCCAGAGCUAAAGGACUCUUCCACAGCAUCUCCUCCCUGCCUGCUUCCCCUCACACACAUAUCUCUCGUUGUCAUGUGCCAAGCUGUUGUCCCCUCCGCAUUCCCUGCUACAGACUCUCAAAGCCCUCUGUUUGCUCCGCGCAUGCAGAGACGUGUUACCCAAAGGCGGCCAUACUUUGUAGACAGCCUUCUGCAAUAGAUUCAUACCCGAACAGCAAAAUAUUUUUAAAAGACCAUAGCUGUGAUUUAAAAAAAACAAAAAAAACAUGAAAUUCACCUAUAAAAGCUGAGAUAAAAAUAGAACAUGAAUGUUGGCAGUGGAAAUAGCGCAGUUGUGCUUUCAUGACAUGUAAAAUCACACAUACCAACUGACUUGUGCAUGGUUUUUUUAAAGAUUUCGUCUGGUUUGUUGAUGUAUCUGUGUUCAGCUAUUCAAGCCACGCCCAUAGGAUAUGCCCCGCCCCCUCUCCUUCUGCUUACUAAUUUACAUAGAAGAGUAGAGAUCAAAUGUGUUUGUACUGUAUAGGGCACCUUUGGACCAGCAUGGACCUUUUCAUAUUUUGCCUCCUGGUCCUUGUGCCGCCCAUGAUCCGUAUCUACUGGAAAGAGCUAAUUCCAUAUCAUUAGUCUGUUGCAUUUACAAAAAUCGAUGAUUAUUGUCAUAUGGAUGUGUGAAGAAGUAAUAUAUCUUGAUACCGAGGACUACAGUCCUUGUAUGUGACUCUCUUGGAAACACGAUUUUUAUCAUUUCAGGACCUCAUCAAAAGAAGUGAUGUCAUUAUAGUGUAGUAUCAAUAACUUAAAAAGGAUAGUUCACCAAAAAGUAAAAAAUUCUGUUAUCAUUUAUUCACCUUCAUGUCGUUCCAAAACUCUAUGGCUUUCUUUCUUUUGUAUGAACACAAAAUAAAAUAUUUUGAAGAAUUUUGGCAGCCAAACAGUUUUGGGUCUUGUUGACUUCCGGAGUAUUUUUGUCCAUACUGUGGAAGUCAAUGGCAAUUGGAACCAUUUAGUUACCAAACAUUCUUUAAAAUAUCUUCAUUUGUGUUCCUAAGAAGAAAGAAAUGGCAACGUUCUGUAGAAGAUAUCUUGAAGAAUUUUAGUAUCCAAAUUGUUUCAGGUCCCAUUGACUUCCAUAGUAUUUUUGUCUAUACUGUGGAGGUCAGUAGGACUGAAACGGUUUGGUUACCAUAAUUCUUCAAAAUAAUCUUCUUUUUUGAAGAAUGAAACUAUUUGGUUACCAAAUUCUGCAAAAUAUCUUUUGUGUUCCACAGAAGAAAAGAAUUCCAACAUUGUAUAGAUACAUUUAAGAUGCAUACUGUACAUAAAAGAUACUUGAAUGUUGGUAACGAAUGUUGGUAACCAGAAUUUUGGGGCCCAUUGACUACCAUGGUAUUUUUUGCUAUGGAAGUCUGUGAAACCUGAAACUAUUUGGUUACCAAAUUCUUCAAAAUAUCUUCUUAUUUGUCCCACAAACGAAAGAAACGCCUACAUUCUAUAGAAGGUAUUUUGAAUAAUGUUGGUAACCAGACAUUUUUGGGUUCCAUUGACAUUCAUGGUACUUUUUAUCUGUGCUAUGAAAGUUAAACGGACCUAGAACCAAAGAAAGAAAUACAAAGACCCGAGAAGCGAAAAAAGAAAUGCCAACACUCUGUAGAAGGUAUUUUGAAGAAUGUUGGUAACCAAAUUUUUGUCUAUACUAUGGAAGUCAGUGGGACUGAAACGGUUUGGAUACCAACAUUCUUCAAAAUAAUCUUCUUUUUUGAAGAAUGAAACUAUUUGGUAAAUAUCUUAUUUUGUGUUCCACAUAAGAAAGGAUUUCCAACAUUCUAUAGAUACAUUCAAGAUACAUACAAAUACAAGAUACUUUGAUACUUUUUUGGUCCCAUUGACUUCCAUGGUACUUUUUAUUUGUGCUAUGAAAGUUAAACAGACCUAAAACCAAAGAAAGAAAUGCCAAGAAGCGAACAAAGAAAUGCCAACAUUUUCUGUAGAAGGUAUUUUGAUGAAUGCCAGUAACUAAACGGUUUUGUGUCACAUUGACUUCCAUUGUAUUUUUUGGCCAUACUAUGGAAGUCAAUGGGAAUGUUGUUUAUCGAGAUAUCUUCUUCUGUGCUCCAGAGAAGAAAAGCAAUGCAUGCAGGUUUGGAACAACAUUAGGAUGAGUGAAUCAUGACAUGUUUUUAAUUUUUGGUGGACUAUGCCUUUAAAAUGUACAUUCCUGGUCAGGAAAUGACUAGCAUGACUGCCAGUACGCCAUUAGCACACACACAUACAGUAGGCAUCAUGGCAGAUUACUGAGACAUGUAAGGGCUGGGACAGGUUAUGUGUGUAGCUGAAACCGCCACAGUUACGCUGAGCAAGGUAACCGAAUAAUAAUAAUAAUACUAAUGUCUCAGACGACAAACACUCGUUGUGAAUGUUUCUUUUGAGAAAGUGUCUUUUUUGCAUGUGGAGCUGCCUGUCCUCCUUUCCAUCCUCUCCAGUAUCCUCUGAACAUGCACCUCCUUGCAUGUCCGAUACUGUGAAAAUCACUGUUAUGUGGCCAUUUUAUGUCAGGUUAAUAAGUUCUUAUUUAUCAUGUUUGUACCCUCGAGGAACCACAUGGCAAUCCAGUAUAUCUACAGUAGGAACCGUACAAAUAUAAACGGAAAUAAUUGUUGUAAAUGUCAUUGAUGAACUGUACAUUUCAAAGAUUUAAACUUAUUAAAACAAUUGCUGGUGACAAAUUUA
Molecule: messenger RNA, 4923 nt
Organism: Onychostoma macrolepis
Lineage: Eukaryota; Metazoa; Chordata; Actinopteri; Cypriniformes; Cyprinidae
Gene: rap1gds1
Product: RAP1, GTP-GDP dissociation stimulator 1
Exons: 15
Coding region: 378-2204 (608 amino acids)
Biological process (GO): positive regulation of GTPase activity
Cellular component (GO): cytosol
Molecular function (GO): guanyl-nucleotide exchange factor activity; protein binding
Source: RefSeq, a predicted model, not a curated record